Molecule: messenger RNA, 958 nt
Organism: Fomitopsis serialis
Lineage: Eukaryota; Fungi; Basidiomycota; Agaricomycetes; Polyporales; Fomitopsidaceae
Exons: 4
Coding region: 431-868 (145 amino acids)
Biological process (GO): iron-sulfur cluster assembly
Cellular component (GO): mitochondrion; cytoplasm
Molecular function (GO): 2 iron, 2 sulfur cluster binding
Source: RefSeq, a predicted model, not a curated record
GGCGACUACCAGUCUUCUCCCCUCAUCAACCUCCGCCCUCAGCAAACCUCGACCCCUCUGUCCGCCCUCCAUCAUAUGCGGCUCACACCGUUCGCGCUGUCCCGCCGUCAAGCAUGGUCACCCCCAUGCUGACGCCAUUCGUGCACUUGAUCGGGCCACCUCCCGACGUCGCGCUCGAUUCCCGUACCUCAGGCAACCUCGGCCUCCUCGUUCGUAGUAGGUGCCGCACAAACGCCAUCCUCCGACACCGCUCUUCUGUUCCCCGUCCCCAUGCUCGCCGUCCUCUCCCUCGACGACCUCUCGCCCUAACGCUGCAGCCAUGGCGUCCGCAGUUGCUCGCCUCCGCCGCACGCAAGCACUCCCUCGCAUCCUCCUUCGCCGCGUCCUCGUUUAGCCGUGCCAUGACAUACCUCCCCACUGCCGCCAUGCCAUGAUGUCCGCCCUUUCUAGCGGCGACCCGCAACAUCCGCCGACCGCAACAUUCGUCAAGCCGCUGGGACAGACACCCUGGUGUCAUUCCCUUAUAGAAGGCGAAGGCGAAAGAGCCGUCGACAAAGCCGCUCUCCCCCGACGCGGCGUCGCCGCAAGUAGCAGCGCGCCCGCGGCCCGCUCCGAAAGCCGAGCGGCGCAAGCCCACCAUCAAACCGACCGAAGCUCUCACACCCGGCGCUGUGCAGCGGCUCCGUGUACUGCUCAAGCGACCCGCACUCCAGCUCAUACGAAUAGGCGUGCGGAACAAGGGCUCUCGUACCAGCUCCAGUACGUCGGCAAGCCGGGCAAGUUCGACGAGGUCGUUGGGCAGGACGGCGUGAAGGUCCUCAUCGACAGCAAAGCGCUCUUCUCCAUCAUCGGCAGCGAGAUGGACUAGCACGAGGGCGCACUGAGCGCGAAGCUCGCGUUCAAGAACCCGAGCAUCAAGGACGCGUGCGGGUGCGGAGAGUCGUUCAGCGUCGGUUCG